UUGUUUUAUUAGGAUUAAAAGUGCCAUUUUUUGCGACGAGCAAAUUUUGCAUUUGCGAGGCGGAGCGAAGCGAAGCCGAGCGGAUGCAAAAUUGCGAGUCAAAAACUGACUUUUAAUCCGAAUGAAACAUACUACUUUUUCGCCAGCCAAAAAGUAAAUCUCAAAAAUACAAAAUAUUGAUAACAAUAAUAUCGAGCAGAAAUGAAUCAAUCUGCAAAGUAGUCUGGUAUCCACGUCGUCAAGGCUUUUUUUGUUUGCUUACAUACCAUUGUUUUGUGAAAACGUUUGCAGUGUUAAUAAUGAAUCCUGAAGAAGAGUUACCUCCCGAUGUGCUAGAAGAAGCACAAAACGUGGUACUGAACUUGUUACCAACAAAAUCGCGCGAAGUGUAUGAGUGCGCGUAUACCCGCUUCAUCAAAUGGUGCGAAGGGAAAAAGAUUCAAACUUAUUCUGAGAACGUCCUAUUGGUAUAUUUUUCCGAAUUGGCUACAAAAAUGAAGUCAUCCACACUGUGGUCGCAGUAUUCCAUGGUGAAAGCAACUUUAAAUAUAAAAAAUGGCAUAGAAAUCGGAAAGUAUUCAAAAUUAAAAGCGUUUAUAAAGAAACAAGGAGAAGGAUACGUUCCAAAGAAAUCAAGGGUUUUAACUAAUGAACAAAUAGAAGUUUUCUUAGACACGGCUCCGGAUUUCAAAUUCCUGAUGAUGAAAAUUGUUGUAAUCUUUGGCGUUAGCGGAGCUUGUCGGUGUCACGAACUAUUACAAAUAAAAACUGAAGAUAUUGAAAAUAUUAAAGCAGGUUUAUUGGUAAAAAUUCCUGAUACCAAAACGAAAAAACCCAGAUCAUUUACGGUUAUGGGGGAAAAGUAUUUGAAAUUUUACGAAAAGUAUGUUGCGCUUCGUCCAAAAAUGUUUAAUGAAGGUCGGUUUUUUAUUAAAUAUGGCGACGGAAUGUGCCAUCGACAAGUAGUUGGCAUUCAUAAAAUUAGUGGUGUACCCCAAGAAGUAGCCAAAUAUUUAAAGCUAGAAAACUUUAAAGAAUACAGCGGACAUUGCCUACGUCGGACUUCUGCCACGCUUUUUGUGGAUUCUGGCGGUGAUAUUACGUCCCUCAAGAGGCACGGUGGGUGGAAAUCUGACAGUGUAGCCGAAGGUUACAUAGAAGAGUCUCUUAAACACAAAAAAGAUGUAGCAAAAAAAAUUUUUCGUUUGGAAGAACCAGGUACAAGUAGUGAAACCACAAGUAAAAUACAUGAAGACGCAACGAAUAGGAAUGUGAGCGAAGUAAACCUAGAAGAAUCAGGUACAAGUAGUGGAACUACGAAUAGAAUGAUCACACGUGAAGACGGAAUAAGUAGGAAUGUGGGAGCAGUAAACCUGAAUUUUGACACUGUGACCAACCAGACAGCAGGAGCGGUAGAAGUGUUAGCGCAAAAUAUUAUUACUGACCGCAUGAAAAAUGAUAAUAGUGACGGAAAAUCUUUAAUCCAAAUCAAUCGCAGUUGUUCUUAUUGUACAUUCAAUAUUAAUUUUAAAAUUUAAAUAAUUAAUAACAAUGUAAGUUAAUAAUAAAAUUGGAAAAUAUUAA
This is a messenger RNA of Zophobas morio, 1584 nucleotides long. RefSeq lists its product as uncharacterized. Gene Ontology annotation, biological process: DNA recombination; DNA integration. The coding region runs from base 300 to 1538 and encodes 412 amino acids. The record is from RefSeq and is a predicted model, not a curated record. The transcript is spliced from 2 exons. Gene Ontology annotation, molecular function: DNA binding. Lineage: Eukaryota; Metazoa; Arthropoda; Insecta; Coleoptera; Tenebrionidae.